Molecule: messenger RNA, 390 nt
Organism: Hordeum vulgare subsp. vulgare (domesticated barley)
Lineage: Eukaryota; Viridiplantae; Streptophyta; Magnoliopsida; Poales; Poaceae
Exons: 3
Source: RefSeq, a predicted model, not a curated record
AUGCGAAAGCCAGCCACCGAACACUUCCCAGGAGCACGAGCUUACAUACGCCGUCUUCCCGGAUCCUGCUGACCUGGUGGCUAGAAGGUUCAGAAACGUGUGCGCGCGCUCGUGGCGGCGCCGGGGCGGCUGCUGGCGCGGGCGCGGGACGCGUACGUGGGCGGCAUGCUCGCGGUGGCGCGGAAGGCGUCGGCCACGGCGCUGCCCGGCGGCGGGCCCGAGGGCAUCUGGGCCAGGCGCGUGCCGCGGCGGAAGCAGCUGCCGCCGGCCACGGCUCGCGCGUCCGAGUUCGAGCAGCGGCUGGUCAUGGAGAUCUACAAGUCCAUCGUCGCCUCCAAGGAGCUCACCACCAUGCUCCACUCCUCCACCGCGCACCUGCAGGCUUCUUGA